CACGCUGUUCAUUGCUGAAUCCUCGUUGGCAGUUGGACGGUGCUGCGAGCGGUUUGGGUUGCGGCCGGCGGCGAGCGCGAGAGGACUGCCGAGUCCCGAGCGCGCUGCUGCGGCCGAUGUCGAAUCUCGCUCUCGCGCCGACGUCCUUUCCAUCUCCCACACCUUCUCAACAUGCCGCUGGCAGACAUUGGGCCCGCCGCGCUGCGGUCGCCGCUCCUCGCGCUGCUCGCCAGCCACGCCGAGGCGCUGGCCGUGCCGCGCGGCUCGUACGUGCUGCUGGCGCCGCUGACUGUCGCGCACGCCGUGCGCUGCUCCAUCGGCGCCCGCUCCGUGGGCCAGAAGGCGCGGCCCUCGCUGCUCGUCUCGACGGCGCUCAACCUGCUGCUGCUCUUCGGCAGCCUCUCCGUCGUCUGCGUGCUGCUCAGCAAGCCCAACCCCAUCCUGCUGGCGCCGCGCACGAUCGUGCUCUACUCGGCGGUGCAUGUGUUGCUCGAUGUGACGGGCAUGGGCGGGAGACUGCUCGAGGCGCAGAAGACGCGUGGCGGAGCUCUGGCGAUUCACCUCUACUGCUCGGCCGUCGACGCCCUCUGCCGGUCAGAGGGCAUCGCAGUGCUGGGCGUGCAGGCCGUGCGCAGCCACCCCGACCCGGCCAUCGCGUCGAGCGGCUUUGCGACCGUGCUCAUCGGCUUCCUUAUCGGCGGUGGCACCCCGCUGCUGAUAGGCCUGCUCGGCCUCGACACGCCGCACUGGGGUUGGCGCGUGCCGUCGUGGCUACAGCGUCCGUCUCUGCUGCUGCAGCCCGACAUCUGGUCGAGUGCGCUCGUCGCGGCCCUCUUCGCUGCGAUGACCUCGCCCAAGGGCUUCGCCUCGCUCUCGCAGGGCUUCUCCUCGUGGGCCAGCAAGCAGAGCCCGGCACCCAUCUUCACGGCGCCGCUCAGCCUCGGCCGCGCCCUGCUGCGCAUCGAGGAAGCCUCGCCUGCAGCCUUUGGCGCCGUCAAGGAGACGGCGUACCUGCCCGCGCGAGAGGCGCGCAUCCUCGUGGGCCUGAUGCUCUUCGCCAUCCUGGCCUCGGCAAAGCUGCACGACGCAGUAAGCUACGUGUCGCCCAAGGCCACCAGCGUCUUCGGCGGUAGCAGCAGCACAAAAGUGGGCGGGCGCAAGUCGAUUCCGAGCCCGAGCGCCACGCUCGCACAGCGGCGUGCGCAGAAGAAGCAGCAGUAAUCUAUAGAUGUCCGCAGCCU
Molecule: messenger RNA, 1241 nt
Organism: Tilletiopsis washingtonensis
Lineage: Eukaryota; Fungi; Basidiomycota; Exobasidiomycetes; Entylomatales
Exons: 3
Coding region: 172-1221 (349 amino acids)
Source: RefSeq, a predicted model, not a curated record